Spirodela intermedia is the source of this 3726-nucleotide messenger RNA. The record is from the annotation of a GenBank genome assembly. NCBI's taxonomy places the organism in Eukaryota, Viridiplantae, Streptophyta, Magnoliopsida, Alismatales, Araceae.
AUGUUGGAGGAACUCCUGAUCUUCACCCGGGGCGGGCUGAUCCUUUGGACGUGCAAGGAGCUCGGAAACGCACUUAAGGGUUCUCCGAUCGACACGCUGAUCCGAUCUUGUCUCCUCGAGGAGAGAUCCGCCGAUGCGUCCUACGACUAUGAGGCUCCUAGCGCCGGCGCCGCGUACACGCUCAAGUGGACAUUCCACAACGAGCUUAACCUCGUCUUCGUCGCCGUGUAUCAGCGCAUCCUCCGCCUCCUUUAUGUCGAUGACCUCCUCGCCGCUGUGAAGCGCGAGUUCGCCGCCAUAUACGAUCCCCGAAGCGUGGUUUAUGACGAUUUUGAUGGGAUAUUCCGGCAGCUCCAGAAGGAAGCGGAGGCACGGGCAGAGGAAAUGAGGAAGCUGAAGCAGGUUACGGCCAGGGGUUCGGGAAACACCACGAUAAAGAAACAAGGGCAGCUUGCCGGUCAUAAGGUUAGUCAGAGGAGCAGCAGUGACAGUGGCUCGGGGAAGGACGACGCUGAUGGAAAUUUGGUUAAAGCCAAUGGAAUGGUGAAUGGUAAUCACCGUGUGAGCAUGAACGGGAUCAAAGAGUCCCGUGCCCCCGGCGGUAUGGUGAAAACUGACGAGAGUUCCGAUGGGGGGGCUUUUGAUGUAAAUAAGUUACAGAAGUUGCGUUCUAAAGGUGUCAAGAAAACAAAUACAGUCGUAGGUAAGGUUCCAAAAGCGGAGCCAAAGAAGGCGACGAAGAAAAACAGAGUUUGGGAUGAUUCACCUUCCGAGUCACAGCUGGAUUUUACUGAUCCGGGAGAUCAGAGAGAGGAGGGGGAAGGAGAAGUUGUUGCAGCAGUCCAGGGUGAAAGCAUGAUGGACAAGGAGGAAGAGCUGAGCAGUGAUAGUGAUGAUGAGGUGGAUGAGGUACGCGAAAAUACUCAGCCAAGCUCAAAGAAGGGCUGGUUCACAUCAGUUCUGCAGAGGUACGAGUCUUCCUUAUUUAAUGGUUCCUUUGUCAAUGUAUUCCUAUGGUUUUCAUGGCGACAUCUGGGGUCUGCUUUGGGAACGAGGUUCUAGAUGAGGACGGGGCCUUUGGGUCCUAUGGUUUGGAACCCAAGCUCAAAAUGCCUUGCCUUGCUCAACUUGGGGAAACCAUUGUCGCAUUGUUUGUCACUUUCACUGCCUCGUCUGGGGUCCUACUUGACGAAUAUUAAAAGGGAUUAACAAAUAAUGUUCUUAGUUACAUGAUGGGUCAUUGCAGACAAACAUCACAGAAAGCAGAUUAUUAGAAGCAAGCUCACAAAUAAGGAUGCAUUUGUUUUUUCCAAUUUGUAUGUUUUUGAAUCGCUCGUGCAUACAAUGAAUAAAAUUAGAUCGGGAUAGUUUGAUGUGGUAGUAAACGUAGAUGUCUGCAAAUCACGAUACUAAAUGGGAUCUUUGCUUAGCCGGGGAUGCUUUUUACAAAGCAGUAAGCCGGGCAAUUUUGCUUUUUCUAUGCUGCCACAGAUGUUAUAACCUCGGAUGUAUGCAAGUGCGUUUUCUCUAUGCUGAUCGAAUGCCUAAACUCUCUUCCUAGUUUUGGAAAUCAGUUCAAAACAGAUAUUAUUCUUUCUUCCUACACUAGACUAGUCUCGUGCAAUUCUUUCAUCUGAUUCUAUUAGUGCUUGCUUCGAUUGCCAACCUUUGUUCUACUUUGUGUUUCUUUCAGCAUAUCUGGAAACACUGUGUUGGAGAAGUCGGAUUUGAAGCCGGCGUUGAAGGCUCUGAAGGAUCGGCUGAUGACCAAGAAUGUGGUAUGUGCAAUGCUCACUCCGCACCUUUUCUUCCUGCAGAAUUGUAAACCCACUGAGUUGAUCAAGUCUGACGAAUUCUCGCCUCACAACGUUUUUAGGCUGAAGAAAUUGCCGAGAAGCUUUGUGAAUCUGUGGCAGCUAGUCUUGAAGGCAAAAAGCUCGGAUCAUUCACUAGAAUCUCAUCUACUGUUCAUGUAAAUAUCGCCCCUCCCCCCCCCCCCCCCCCUUUAUCUCUCCCUUGGUUUCGUAUCGUCCACAGACAUGCAUAAAAAGGUCAACCUUCUAGAGCCGUUACCCCUGUAACAUCAUCUGGCUGUGGCUGCAGACGGCCAUGGAAGAGGCACUCCUCCGGAUCUUGACUCCCAAGCGGUCCAUCGACAUCCUGAGGGAUGUCCACGUCGCCAAGGAUCAAGGGAAACCCUACGUCAUCGUCUUUGUUGGGGUGAAUGGCGUCGGGAAAUCCACCAAUCUUGCCAAGGUAUAUGCAUAUUUUAAGAAAAGUCCAUUUAGUUAUCUCAUUCCGCGUCAUUUCUCUUGGAUUGAAGUAAUAACAUUUUCCUCUCUAUUUUUCUAGGUGGCGUACUGGCUUCAGCAGCACGAGCUCAAGGUGAUGAUGGCCGCAUGUGACACUUUCCGGUCUGGCGCUGUGGAGCAGCUCCGCACUCAUGCCCGCAGGCUCCAGGUAUCCCUCAUCACUCUGGAAGAAUUUCCCAAAUGUGGCAUCUUUUUAGUCUACGAACCCCUACUUUUCUUGCUAAACCCGUGAUCCAUUCGGGGUCAGAUUCUUAAGAUGGGCAUCUAAGAAAAAAGUUGACUUGACUUGCUUGCCGUGGUGGGAUAAGAUUGCCAUUUUCGUCUUCUGUGACUUGGGGAAGAUUUACCAAGAUGGCAUGAACUCGAGAUUUCCUAGGAUUUCCCAAGAUGGGAACCCUCCUUUCCACGCCCUUGAGAAUUUCUUGAGAUGUAGUUUUUUCAUGUGGCUGCUGCAUCGGGAGAAUUGGAAAGUUCUUCCUCUGAUCCUCUCAUAUAUUCCCCCCUUUGAAAUUUUCUGGUAAAAUGGUUCAAAUGGUGGAUGCUUCACAAUCCUCUACGUGGCUACAUCGUAGACACCGGAAGAUACUCCCUACCUCGAUUUCCUUUCCUCCCUGUCUUUUCUAUGGGUUGAAAACGUGAGGAAAAGACACCUUAUGCUCUUUUUCUCAGGUGCCGAUAUUCGAGAAGGGGUACGAGAAGGACCCGGCGAUUGUGGCGAAGGAGGCGAUCCAGGAGGCCGCUCGCAACCACUCCGAUGUUGUUCUCGUUGACACCGCCGGCCGGAUGCAGGUCAACCCCCUCCUCGUCCGUAAAGGGGAGUCAACCAUUUUUGUUCCUGUCUUUGGUUGACUUUCUGAGGCGUGGGAAUCUUUCAGGACAACGAGCCGCUGAUGAGGGCGCUCUCAAAGCUCAUCAACCUCAAUCAGCCGGACCUCGUGCUCUUUGUCGGGGAGGCCCUUGUCGGGAACGAUGCUGUUGACCAGCUGACCAAGUUUGACCAGGUGCUCAUUUCCCUCCCACCCCCUCCUUUUUAAAAUAAAUAAAUAAAUUGCAACAUGACUGGAUUUAUUGCCACGUGGCAUGUUAUCCUUGAUCUGAUGGUUGGGAUGAAUCGCAGAAACUAGCGGACCUUUCGAUGACUCCCAAUGCCAGGCUUAUCGAUGGGAUCCUGCUCACCAAAUUCGACACCAUUGACGACAAGGUAAGCGCCCGCGUUGACUUUAUCUCCACCCGGUCAACCAUCUCUCUUGGGGUGAUGAUUGCUCACAUCUGGAUCGGGGUGAUGUAGGUUGGGGCCGCUCUUUCCAUGGUCUACAUCUCCGGCUCGCCGGUCAUGUUUGUCGGCUGCGGGCAGUCCUACGCGGAUCUCAAGAAGCUCAACGUCAAGUCCAUCGUCAAGACGCUCCUCAAGUAG